Ciona intestinalis (vase tunicate) is the source of this 2047-nucleotide messenger RNA. The record is from RefSeq and is a predicted model, not a curated record. Lineage: Eukaryota; Metazoa; Chordata; Ascidiacea; Phlebobranchia; Cionidae.
UGCACAAAAAGUGAUCAUUGGAAAAAAUUCCCACGUGCGAGUUAACAGUGUUGAUUCAUAUUUGAGGCUUUCGUAGGUUUUGAUAUUUCUCUGUGAUUUAGUAUACAGUCGGUAUAUCAGAUUAGAAUAAUGAAACGACAGAGAUUGGGGAAAGCAAGCAAAAGGUUGUCCUGUAGCAAGAAAUACAGAAUAGAAAAGAAUGUAAGAGCGCACAACAAAAAGGUGAAGCGAGAUGCCAAGAAAAAUCCGGGGAAAUAUAAGAAAUCAAAGAAAGAUCCAGGAGUUCCAAACGCUGCUCCCUUUAAAGAAAAAAUAUUGAGGGAAGCACAACAGAGGAAAGAAAGAGAGGAAGAAGAGAAAAAACGACAAAAAGAAAGAAGGUUAAACGAGGUGAAUAAACGUCGUAGUUUGGAAGGUUUACAAAAAGAUGCACUUCAUCGUCAAAAAGAAUUUGAACAAAAGUCAAUUACUUUAAACAAGAUGAAGGAAUCUACUUCAACAAAGACGAACGAAACAUCGAGAAAAGCUUAUUAUAAAGAAUUUAAAAAGGUUGUUGAGAGUUCAGAUGUUGUGAUAGAAGUCCUGGAUGCGCGAGAUCCUCUUGGAUGUAGAUGUUUGGAAGUGGAGAAAACUAUAUUGGAGUCCGGACCAAACAAACGAAUUGUUUUACUUCUUAACAAGAUAGAUUUGGUUCCAAAGGAGAAUGUUGAAGCUUGGUUGAAAUAUCUUCGAAGUCAGUUUCCUACUGUCGCGUUUAAAGCUUCAACGCAAGCACAGAAUAUUAACCUGACACAAUGCAAAGUUCCACUGAAGACAAUGAACUCCCAACUUUUAUCAACCACGAGUCAAUGUGUGGGAGCCGACAGUUUGUUGAAACUUUUAUCGAAUUAUUGUCGACAUAACGAAGUUGAAACUUCCAUUAGAGUUGGAGUUGUUGGUUUUCCCAACGUUGGCAAGAGCAGUGUUAUCAACAGCUUGAAGAGAGCAAGGGCAUGUAAUGUUGGUGCAGUGCCUGGUGUUACCAAGUCAAUGCAAGAGGUUUCUUUGAACAAAAACAUAAACAUCCUUGAUUGUCCUGGUAUCGUCAUGGUAACUGGAACCAGUGAUGCUGCAGUUAUACUCAGGAAUUGUGUCAAGAUUGAAUCAAUUGAUGAUCCCGUAACUCCUGUGGCUGCUAUUUUGAAACGAUGCAACAAAAACCAGAUGAUGAUGAGGUACAACAUCACUGAUUACAAGGAUGAGAUGGAAUUCCUGCAGUUGCUUGCAAAGAAACAGGGCAAGUUGUUAAAGGGAGGCGUGCCAAAUGUGGAUUUUGCAGCAAAAAGUGUUUUACACGAUUGGAACAGUGGCAGAAUAUCCUACUACACCCACCCUCCACUACAAGAAAAUGCUGCCGCACAAGUUGAAGCGAAGAUUGUCAACAAAAUGGCCGACGAAUUUGACUGGGGUGCAUUAGAAGAAGAUAAUCUCCGAGCUUUGAAUGAAGUUGCGGCUCCUUCAUCAUCGCAUUCCAUUUUAUAUCAAUCAUCGGGUGUCACCACUGCUUCUAUGGAAACAGAAAACAAAGAAGAAGAUGAAGAGAUUGAAGAUGUUGACGGUGGUGAUGAUAAUGGGGAAGAAUGGGAGGACAUGGAAAUGGACAAACCAACAAAUUUUGAAUUGGGUGAAAUCACUGUCAAGGUUGAUUCAAAAAAGAAAAAGGCAAAAAAAGCUGAAAAGAAAGUUCCCUCUGUUAAAGAAAACAUUGAAGAUAUUGUAACUGAAGGAAGUAAUAUUCAAGCUAAUAAAAAACUCAAGGAAAUUAUGAAAAAUAAUAAAAAGAAGAGAAAACGCGCAGACAAAAUCUCAGAUAAGCUUGGAGACUCACUGCUCUCUGCCAUGAAUUUUAAUUUAAAUUCAAAUUCAAUGGAAGCAGAAGAAUACGAUUUCAACACGGAUUUAAAUUUACCAUCAUGAGCACUAGGACACUUGUACGUAAUUGUGUCUGCUUUAACAUUUUUCAACUGGUGAAAUACAAAAGAAUGAACAAUUACAUAAAAUCAAGACA